UUCGGCGCAUGCUCACUCCGAAAGCUCCUCUCUCUUAAUCUUUCCAUCGCUUCCUUCAUUCUGAAAACUCGCCGCUUUUCAUCUUUUCCACCUCAUCCCGUUGCACCAGGCCGAACUGACGCAUGCGCAGCAUCGCGGUAAACAGGGAAAAGGCUUCGCCCCUCCUACUUCAUGGCACGAACGUUUCGCCAGCUUCCCUUCAUGCGCUUUCAGACGGGAGAAACAGUUUCCCUCUUCGCUGCGUCUGCGCGCUGGCCUUUCAUCCGGGUACUGGAAGACGAUGAAUGCUCCUUUCCAAGAUGGCGGCGGAGGGAGGAGGGAAGGAGAUGAACGAGAUUAAGACCCAGUUUACCACCCGCGAGGGGCUCUACAAGCUCCUGAGCCACUCGGAGUACAGCCGGCCCAACCGGGUGCCUUUCAAUUCGCAGGGCUCCAAUCCCGUUCGCGUCUCCUUCGUCAACGUCAACGACCAGAGUGGCAAUGGGGACCGGCUCUGCUUCAAUGUGGGCCGGGAGCUUUACUUCUACAUUUACAAGGGGGUCCGCAAGGUCCUGCCAAGCGAUGAAAAAUGGUCAAUCUCACCAGGGACCCAUGGAAGGCCUUGGGCUGCUGAUUUGAGUAAACCAAUAGAUAAAAGAAUAUACAAAGGAACGCAACCUACAUGUCAUGACUUCAAUCACUUAACAGCCACAGCAGAAAGUGUUUCUCUUCUAGUGGGCUUCUCUGCAGGACAGGUGCAGCUAAUAGAUCCUAUUAAAAAAGAAACUAGCAAGUUAUUUAACGAAGAAAGACUAAUAGACAAGUCCAGAGUAACUUGUGUAAAAUGGGUGCCUGGUUCAGAAAGUCUCUUCCUAGUAGCUCAUUCCAGUGGCAAUAUGUACUUAUAUAAUGUGGAACACAACUGUGGUACCACAGCUCCACACUAUCAGCUACUUAAACAAGGAGAAAGUUUUGCAGUCCAUACGUGCAAAAGUAAAUCUACACGAAAUCCUUUACUUAAAUGGACAGUAGGUGAAGGUGCUCUAAAUGAAUUUGGUUUUUCUCCAGAUGGAAAAUUCUUGGCAUGUGUAAGUCAGGAUGGCUUUCUUCGUGUAUUUAACUUUGAUUCAGUUGAGUUGCAUGGUACAAUGAAAAGCUACUUUGGAGGACUGCUGUGUGCAUGUUGGAGCCCAGAUGGAAAAUAUAUUGUAACAGGUGGAGAGGAUGAUUUGGUGACUGUCUGGUCUUUUGUGGACUGUCGAGUGAUAGCUAGAGGCCAUGGGCACAAAUCAUGGGUCAGUGUUGUGGCCUUUGAUCCAUAUACAACCAGUGUAGAAGAAAAUGAUCCAAUGGAAUUCAGCGGCAGCGACGAGGACUUCCAAGACCUCCUCCAUUUUGGACGAGAUCGAGCAAAUAGCACGCAGUCAAGAUUAUCAAAAAGGAACUCUACAGAGAGUCGCCCAGUAAGUGUAACGUAUAGGUUUGGCUCAGUAGGUCAGGACACGCAGCUAUGUUUAUGGGACCUAACAGAAGACAUCCUCUUCCCACACCAGCCCCUCUCAAGAGCAAGGACACAUACAAAUGUCAUGACUGCCACAAGUCCUCCCACAGGAAGUGGUGGAGCUAACCCAGGAAGUAAUGGAAAUAGCAUCACAACACCUGGAAACUCUGUACCACCUCCUCUUCCACGUUCCAAUAGCCUUCCACAUUCUGCAGUUUCCAAUUCUGGCAGCAAAAGCAGUGUCAUGGAUGGUGCCAUUGCCUCUGGUGUUAGUAAGUUUGCAACCUUAUCAUUACAUGACCGGAAGGAAAAACACCAUGAAAAAGAUCAUAAGCGAAAUCAUAGUAUGGGACAUAUAUCUAGUAAGAGCAGUGACAAACUGAAUCUAGUUACUAAAACCAAAACAGACCCAGCAAAAACUUUGGGAACGCCUCUGUGCCCCAGAAUGGAAGAUGUUCCUUUGUUAGAGCCUCUUAUCUGUAAAAAGAUAGCACAUGAAAGACUGACUGUGUUAAUUUUUCUUGAAGACUGUAUAGUCACUGCUUGUCAGGAGGGAUUUAUUUGCACAUGGGCAAGGCCUGGUAAAGUGGGUGUUUUGCCAUCCCAAAACCAGGCCAAUUCUCCAAGUGGAACUGUAGUAUAGCCAUCACACUCCUCCUAGCAAACCUUUGAACACAGAACAAGAAGUAAUGACAAUGGAACCAGGAGCUGCUGUUCAGCCAGAAAGCAUCACAAAUUCUUAAAAGGCAGAGUGUUAUGUGAAUCACAUAGUGUUUUACAAAAUAAUUCUGUAAUGAGUUAUAUUUUUACAUCUAAUACUUUGAGGCUGCUCACCUAAGGAAGAAUUUUGCUUAAAAAUGCUUCUUUUGGUGCUACAAUUAAAAAUCACAAUUGCUUUAUAUUUCUCAAUGUAAUUUAAUCACAUACCUACAUUCACACACAUCUACACGUGUAAAAUAAAAUGUUUCUUAAAUCCAAGUAAGUUUAAUGGUGUUAUAAAUUAGAAUACUACUGUUGCGUUUUUUUCUUUGCACUGCUUUUUUUAAAAUCAGAGAUGGUUAACCUGAAAAGCUCUCAUGGGAAAUUAAAGUCAUUACUUUCUGGCUCCACAAAUGUAAUUCAGGAAGAUGGAUGCUACAAUCAUAGGUUUUUCUAAAAAAGAUUGUUUGCACUUAAAUAGCAUAAUGCUAGUGGAUAAUUACUUUUAAAAUGGGUGUUUGGGCACCCUCUAAAGUUAUGUUAUAAAGAAACAAAUCCUUUGUAUCAAACAUUUUAUUUUAAUAAUGUUUCAACUACAGUCAAUCUGUAUUAUAUAUGUAAAUAAUGUAAUUCAGUGAUUGGGGAAAUCAUUACACUAGUAAUUUUAAUCAUUUAAGGAAGUGAUAUUUCUAAUUCAGAAAAUACAUAUUAAACUAUCUUGAAUAUGCAGUUUUGUUUACUUUCUGUUUAAAUCACCUUUGAUGUAACUUUUUGAAUGUAAUAUUUUUGGUAUGGACAUGAUUUAAAUUCUUGUAGAAGAUGUUAUUUCUGAAAACACUCAGGUCAGAUUUAGGAGCUAUGAACUGGGCUUUUUAUUAGUAGGUGUUAUUUUCCUGCACUUUAUUCUAAAUGGCUUUUCUUCAGUACGGUUUAGAACACUACGAAAUUCUUAAGCCUAGUUUUUAAAAUAUAUGUUAAUUAACAGUGGUAGUCACCAUUUUCAUGCAUUGGGAAACUAUAAUUUAAUAUCUGUUAAUGUGAUUAGUAACACUAAAUGUUUAUUUAAAAUUAUUGUAACAACAAUAGGUUGCCACUGUAGAAUAAUGUGCCAAAGUACAUAGUUCUCCUGUUUCAAUGAAAAAUGGAUGCCUUGUUGGAGGAUAAAUAUGAGAGUCUGCAUAAUUAAAUUGCUGCUUGGUUAGUUCUAUUAAACUAAUUUUGAACACACUAAAA
Messenger RNA from Pantherophis guttatus, 3412 nucleotides. The record is from RefSeq and is a predicted model, not a curated record. Lineage: Eukaryota; Metazoa; Chordata; Lepidosauria; Squamata; Colubridae.